Messenger RNA from Fonsecaea multimorphosa CBS 102226, 2073 nucleotides. RefSeq lists its product as uncharacterized. The coding region runs from base 1 to 2073 and encodes 690 amino acids. The record is from RefSeq and is a predicted model, not a curated record. NCBI's taxonomy places the organism in Eukaryota, Fungi, Ascomycota, Eurotiomycetes, Chaetothyriales, Herpotrichiellaceae. The transcript has a single exon.
AUGCCUUCACUCUCUUCCCUCAAAAACAGAGUCAAUGCCGCCAUUCCCCAGCAGCGUCCGGGUGGUGUUGGCCGUGCCCAAAGCGGCGACCAGCAACGGAAAGCUGAAGAUGACCAGUCUCUGGGCACUCUCCUCACCCGCGAAGAGCGGGCGGAUUUGACGCUCCUCAUCUCCCAGACUAUCGAGGAGAUGAGGAGGAGUCUUGUGAGGGGUUUCGAUGAGAGGCCGAGACCCAAACCGAAAGGGGACGCCACAGGUGAAGCUGAGGCAGACAGGGCAGCCGUUGAGGUCUCGAAACUGAGCUUAUCGGAACAGCAGAGUAAGGGGGUAGAUGAAAAGUCCAAUGAGACAAGGCUCGAAGGUCCACAAACUCAAGCCGAUGAUGAUGAGCCUCAAGUCGAACCGGAGGCGGAUACGCUACUGACUACGCCCACCCCUGAAUCCAAGGCCCUAAUGAGUGCGGCUCUGGCAUUUUUCGAUGCCUGGGCCGAGAGUGUCAUCCUCCGCGUCGGCGAGGUCGUCAAUUCACGCGACGAAGCCGUGCAGGACAAGAACCACGAACAGACCCGCAAACUUGCCACCGAGGCCGCAAAGCAGCAGUACCGACCGACCGAGCGUGAACAGGAAGUGGACGACAAACUCUCGAAAGUAUUUCCGUCCGUACAGACGCCGCUGGCAGAUCUAAGUCAAGGCGAACGCUCCACAAUCAUCAAGGCAAUCCUCCUCCUCCUGCUUAGCCUCGAAGCCUACCGCGCCCAUUCUCGUGUCCUCCUGGUGCGGCUCGCGGUUUCCUUCGGUGUCAGUGUCGCAGAAGUUUCCAAGAUGGAGAAAGACACAGCAUAUGGCCUUCUCACCGCCGCAGCGAAAAUGGACGCUAGCGAAUCCACCCAGAAGGCCCAACAGGCAUCGUCUACGGCGAGGAAGUGGAAGAUCGGCGUGGCCGGCGUGGCCGGCGCCGCAUUGAUUGGCAUCACUGGCGGUCUUGCUGCUCCUCUGCUGGCGGCCGGGGUGGGCACACUGAUGGGCGGGUUAGGCCUUGGAGCCACUGCCGCAGCAGGGUAUUUGGGUGCACUGGCUGGCAGUUCGGUGCUCGUCGGGGGGUUAUUUGGUGCGUACGGGGCGAGGAUGACGAGUCAGGCCAUGGAAAAGUACUCGAAAGAGAUUGACGAUUUUGCAUUCCUGCCCAUCAACGGCAAGGAGGAUGACCCGGAGGAAACCCAAAAGCAACGACGACGACUACGGAUCACGGUCGGGGUAUCCGGGUGGUUGACCGAGGAAGAACAAGUCACCCUCCCGUGGCGAGUGCUGGGCGAGGCCGGCGAGCCGUUUGCAUUGCGGUGGGAACUGCAAGCCCUCCUCAACCUCGGGUCCGCGCUCAAGGACUUUGUGGUCAGCCAGGCGUGGUCGCAGAUCCGGCGGGAACUCAUCAAGCGCACCAUCUUCGCCGCGGUGUGGUCGGCGCUCAUGGCACCCUUGGCCAUCCGCAAGGCCAUCAAGCUGGUCGACUCCCCCUUUGGGAUCGCCAAGAUGCGCGCCGUCAAGGCCGGCGAGGUGCUGGCCGACGCGCUCAUCAACCGCGUCCAGGGCGAGCGGCCCGUCUCGCUGAUCGGCCAGUCGCUCGGCGCGCGGGUCGUCUACUCGUGCCUGCUGACGCUCGCAAAGCGCGGCGCCUUCGGCCUCGUCGACAACGUCGUGCUCAUGGGCGCCCCCGUGCCCAGCGACGAAGCGCAGUGGCGCGCCAUGCGCUCUGUCGUCGCGGGACGCCUCGUCAACGUCUACUCGCGCCAGGACUACAUUCUGGCGUUUCUGUACCGCACCAGCAGCGCGCAGAUCUCCAUCGCAGGCCUUCAGGACAUCGAGGGCGUGAGUGGGGUAGAGAGCUUCGACCUCUCCGACCGCGUCUCGGGUCACCUCAAGUACAUGCACAUGACGGGCCCGAUCCUCAGGGAGAUUGGCUGGUUUGACAUUGACGACGACGUCCUUCGUCGCGAGGAGAUGUUGGUCCGCCAGAUCAACGAGGAGGAGAAGGCGGUGGAGCAGCAGGGCGAUGAUCCGGAGAAGGUCAGCGUGUGA